AUGGCUUCUGCAAACGCGCGAAAGUGUACCGAAAAAACACGUAGGAGCGGACAAACGGAAGAAGAUGGUGGCGAUAGUGACUGUGAAUCCACAUCGCCGAGUUUCAACAGCUCCGACUACUCUGAUGACUUGGAACCAGAAUGGCUUGAUGACAUCCAGAAAAAUGGCGAGCUUUUCUACCUGGAGCUGAGUGAGGGUGAAGAGGAAGCUGCCUUGGCUCAAGUCAAUGGCAAUCAAGGUGUCUCCACCAAUCACGUCCGCUUUAGCGAAAAGGAGGCCGAGAUCAUAACAGAGCAAAACAAAAAGCAGCGAUGCGGUACACGGACUAAAGGGGAGCCCGCACUUAAAAGGCUAGCCAGGAUCCUGAGGAGAAAACGCAGGCCGUCUCAGCGCAGAGGAGGGAAGGACGGAGGUAAAGACAGCUCGGGCGUAUCAUCGCCUCCAGCAUCCAUCCUGAAGAACCAGCCGGGUCAGAGACAAGGUGUGAUGGUUCAGCAGCAGCAGCUGAAGGAAGUGUGCGUCUACCUCAACCCCAAACGUCUCGUAGGUUCAUCAACACCGCUCUCCGACAGCGGAGGCCUGCUGGAGGCGCUGCUCGGGGUGGUUCAUCGACCCUCGUGGAGCAGAGGACAAGGAGACUCUGCAGUGAUGAGACAGGAGGAAAGACUGACUGUUCAUGGAUUAAUACCCAACAGCCCGGCCAUCAAAUGUGGCCAAAUCCUAAUAGGUGACGUGCUUGUAGCUGUGGACGAUGUGGACGUGACCUCGGAAAACAUCGAGAGGGUCCUGUCCUGCAUCCCAGGACCAACACAGGUGAGACUGACGUUGGAGACAGUUGCACAGUCGGACGGCAGCAGUGCUGGCGACACUUUAUCAGUCCGUAAGACGAAGGUGUCGCCGCCAGUCAGCCAGCUGGUGCGCCUGCUGUGGGGGGAGGACACAGCUGAACUUCAGAUGUCCAUAGGACACAUCCCGCACAUUGUCAUGUACCUCUCGCUUAAACUGGACUCGGCAUCACCGCAGGACGAGGAGGAGAUCUUGUACCAGUACCCGGUGUCUGAAGCAUCCGGCCAGCUGAAGGGAGUGAGGGGGAUCUUCCUCACUCUGUGUGACAUGCUGGAGAACGUCACCGGAGGGCGAAUACUCAGUUCUUCUCUGCUGCUCGGCAAACAUCUGGUACAUGUGGGCUACUGGAAGGAAAGCAACAACCUGUUGGUCAUCGGUCUUCCUGCUGAGAGGGUUCCUCUGCUGUAUCUGCAGACGGUGGUGGGAGACGUAGUGCGGACAUUAAAAGUGAUGUACGGCUCCUUAGACAGUGCGUUCUGUAAGGUGGACCACGCUCCCAGGUUGGACCACUUCUUCUGCCUGUUCUUCCAACAGCUCAUCCAGCCAUCUCGUCUGAGGGACGGCUCCUCGGCGCCGCCCCCCGACGUCUCAGGGACCCUUUUUCUCGACGGACUGCCGGCGGUCCGAUGGCUCACGCUGCCUCCAGAAAUCAAGGUGGAGGUGGAUACUGUCCUCUCUGAUUUCGAGUCUUCUGAUUUUGGAGAAAUGUCUGAGGACUUUUUCGGCCUGAGGCGUCUGUAUGUAAUUCUUGGGUCCUGUUUGUUCUACAAGUCGUACCUGAUUGCCAACCACCUGCCUAAAGAGGACCUGCUGGACGUGUGCCUGUACUGCCAGCACUACUGCCUGCUGCCGCUGGCGUCCGAGCAGCGGGUGGGUCAGCUGGUCAUCUGGAGGGAGGUGUUUCCCCAGCAGAGAGCUAACAGCAGCAGCAGCAGCAGCGCGGCGCCAGGCUACAGCCAGCCUCAGGGACGGCAUUUCCUCCUCAUAGUGGGGCUGAGGCACUUUAUGCAGUGUGUGCUGUUGGAGGCGGGCGGCUGUGCUUCGCCAGCUUUGGGCUCUCCAGGACCGGAUUGUGUUUACGUAGAUCAGGUGAAGGCCACCCUGCUGCAGCUGGAGGUGCUGGAGGCAGGUAUUGAGGAGCGUCUGAGUGCUCCCCCUGCUCCCUGCCUGUCCUGUGCUGACUGGUUCCUCCCUGCCGCCACAGCCCGCGACCGCCUGGACAGCCUGGCCUCCUCCUCCCCUGUCUUCAGCAAGCUAGCCGGGGCAGUCAAAGGCUCCUCCACAGGGGUCAGAGGCCGCAGCCUGUUUGGGGAGAAGGCCCGGAGGUCCAGCCCCCAGAGGAGCCUGUCGGACAGCGGGAGCGAGGGACAGAUGGAUGCUGGGUCAGGGUCUGGUUCAUCAGUGGCUCCAGGCCUCAGUCCACAUUCUACCCCGGACUCUGGGAGGAAGCUGGGGGGGCGUCGGGACUCGCUGGGGUCUGGAGGGUCUGACGGGAGUGGAGGCAGCGGAGGCCUCUUUAAGGCUCCUAGGAUGAAGCACCCAAACCCUUUCUACCUGGGCACCCUGAAAAAGACCCUGACUGAAAGGGAAACAGAGGAAAUGUAUAACACCAUGAAACUGACCUCGGGUGCAGAAAACACCUUGUUCCACUACGUCCUGAUGGAAACUGUCCAGGGGAUCUUCAUCGCUCCGACUCACAGAGAAGUGGCGCAGCUCAGCGGCUCCAUACACCCACAACUCAUCCGCAACUUCCACCACUGCUGCCUCUCCAUACGGGCCGCCUUUCAGCAGAGCCUGCCUGCCAGGGGUCGCCGGGCUGCAGACAGGCCUCAGGGUGGUGGUUGGGGUCUGGGUCCAGUGAAGGAACAUGGGGUCCUGUUUCAGUGUAAACCUGAGAACUGGACUGACCAGAGGAAAGCUGCUCCCACCAUGACUUACUGGGUCAUCGGGCGGAUGCUGCUCGAGCCUGUCCCUCAGGAGUUUUACGUGUGUUUCCAUGACUCCGUGGCAGAAGUUCCCGUGGAGAUGGCCUUCAGACUCUCAUUUGGCCUGGCCCUUUAAUCAGAGACAAAAUUUGAACUAUUCGUGAAUACCUCAGAAACUUUCGUGUUUACCUCUGAAUAGCGCAGACCAGACUUUCCGGUGAGACCAGCAUCAGUGUUUACAGAGAAAAUAUUACACAUUGUAUGCAGUGUUGGAUUUGUCUCAGAUGUACAGUUUUGUAUGGUCAUUUG
Plectropomus leopardus (leopard coralgrouper) is the source of this 3080-nucleotide messenger RNA. It is a transcript of the gene intu, whose product is annotated as inturned planar cell polarity protein. NCBI's taxonomy places the organism in Eukaryota, Metazoa, Chordata, Actinopteri, Perciformes, Serranidae. Gene Ontology annotation, biological process: establishment of planar polarity; vesicle-mediated transport; nervous system development. Gene Ontology annotation, cellular component: cilium; cytoplasm. Gene Ontology annotation, molecular function: protein binding. The record is from RefSeq and is a predicted model, not a curated record.